GCUGAUGCGCGCUCCCGCACCUCGCAGUUGUUCGCGUCUCAGGCGCGCGCGGGCGGAGAGUGGCACAGCAGGGUGGAUUAAUAAUGUUCUGUAGGAUCCACUGACUCCAGAUCACUUCAUCACCAGAACAAGUAUCUUCCCUCGCUCCCUCGUCCCCUUGCUCCCUUGUUCCCUCCCUCCCUCGUCCCCUCGCUUUGUGGCCAUGGAGGCUCGAGGAAAAUUUGAUUUCAACGCCACGGCGGAGGACGAGCUCAGCUUUCGCAAAGGAGACACCCUGAAGAUCCUCAGCACUCAGGAUGACUGGUUCAAAGCAGAAAUGCACGGACACGAAGGAUUCGUCCCUAAAAACUACGUGGACAGACAGAUACCCAGCUGGUUCCAGGAGAACGCCAGCCGCGGCGCUGCAGAGGAAAUUCUCAUGUCCCGGGAGGUCGGAGGCUUCCUGAUCCGCGGCAGUCAGAGCUCACCUGGAGAUUUCUCCAUCUCCGUCAGACACGAGUUUGACGUGCAACAUUUUAAGGUGAUGAAGGACAAUAGAGGUCAUUAUUACCUGUGGAGCGAGAAGUUCACGUCCCUCAACAAGCUGGUGGACUUUUACAGAACAUCAUCCAUCUCCAAACAGAGGGAGAUCUUCCUGAGAGACGGGAGCCGAGAUGAACUGAGAGACCCGGCACCUCAUCCGGUAAAGAGAAACAAUCUGGACGAGCGACCCCAACCUUCUGCUUCAGCACCCCGCAGACCAACAGAGCAAACUCACACUCAGCAGAAUAAGCGAGGAAGUUUGGAGGAGAGAGCUCACCCCAUGGGUCCUGCAGGCAGGAACAGUCCUGUUAGUACUCUUCCAACAUCCAGACGCGCUUCUGAAGUCAUACCUGCACCGAGGCCGGCUGUACAGGUGAAGGCUCUGUACGACUUCAUGGCAGAGGAAGACGACGAGUUGGGCUUCAACACCGGUGACAUCAUUGAGGUUCUGGAUCGUUCCGAUGCGUCGUGGUGGAGAGGACGCCUGCGCGGGAACGUCGGACUUUUCCCUGCUAACUACACGGCUCAGAUAUAAACCACCCGGAGAACCGGUUCUUCUGCGGUGCUUUUCACUUCAAGUCGGAUCUUUUCCUUUCAUCACUGAUUACGAGGACGAGGACAGGAUAAUGACGUUAAUUGUCAUUAAUUGGAUUAAUUGGAUUAAUUACAGAAUUAUGAUUAGUGUGAGGUACGAUUCCGUCUCAGUCGAGACCCGACACACGGACGGGAAUGCAUUCCUAUUCCUGCUUUUCCACUGAGUAAUGUACAUCGCUGUUCCUCAAUCCUGCUCCUGAUUAAAUGCUGAGUUUAUAUUUAAUAUUCAGUUUAUUAUAACUGACAUCAGAGCCGUGAUUAAUCCUUUUCAUCAGGCAGCCUAUAAAACACAACUUUUUCCCCUGAAGCUUGUAAAACAGAUUAUUUUUUAAUUUUCUCCCCCCCUUUUUUUUUUUUUUUUUUUUUUGCAGUAGUCUAUAUAACUGACCCUAAAAGUUCUUCUUAUUGUUGUAUUUUAUAAAAUAAACCUCAAUAUGCUCUUUACUGUAGUCUAUUA
Molecule: messenger RNA, 1573 nt
Organism: Pangasianodon hypophthalmus (striped catfish)
Lineage: Eukaryota; Metazoa; Chordata; Actinopteri; Siluriformes; Pangasiidae
Product: GRB2-related adapter protein
Exons: 9
Coding region: 203-1057 (284 amino acids)
Molecular function (GO): protein binding
Source: RefSeq, a predicted model, not a curated record